AUGAACGUUCAAGAGGAUUUAAUGGAGAACCUGGAUGAAUACAUCAGCUCAAUCCACAAGGAGCAUCCAGGCCUGGUGAAGAAAGUCCAGCACUCUCAGCAGCUCGGCCUCACCCAGGCCAGACUGUCAGGAUGGAAGGCUGCUGUAGGAGACGUGGUGGCCAUCCUGGAUGCUCACAUAGAAGUACAUGUGCAAUGGGCAGAGCCGUUGUUAGCUCGGAUUAAAGAGGACCGCACCUUGAUUCUCACACCAAUGUUUGACAGAGUCAACUUUGAUGACUUGACACUGACUCCCAAUAUACCUGCUGCUCAUGGCUUUGACUGGGCUCUGUGGUGCUUGUAUGAGGCUUUCAGACCUGAGUGGUACAAUUUAAAGGACCAGUCACAACCUGUCAAGUAA
Monopterus albus (swamp eel) is the source of this 399-nucleotide messenger RNA. RefSeq names its product probable polypeptide N-acetylgalactosaminyltransferase 8. Gene Ontology annotation, biological process: protein O-linked glycosylation. Gene Ontology annotation, molecular function: polypeptide N-acetylgalactosaminyltransferase activity. The coding region runs from base 1 to 399 and encodes 132 amino acids. Gene Ontology annotation, cellular component: Golgi apparatus. The transcript is spliced from 3 exons. Lineage: Eukaryota; Metazoa; Chordata; Actinopteri; Synbranchiformes; Synbranchidae. The record is from RefSeq and is a predicted model, not a curated record.